This is a messenger RNA of Lodderomyces orthopsilosis Co 90-125, 1746 nucleotides long. RefSeq names its product Srd1p (gene SRD1). Gene Ontology annotation, cellular component: cell division site; plasma membrane; growing cell tip. NCBI's taxonomy places the organism in Eukaryota, Fungi, Ascomycota, Pichiomycetes, Serinales, Debaryomycetaceae. The transcript has a single exon. The record is from RefSeq and is a predicted model, not a curated record. Bases 1 to 1746 code for a protein of 581 amino acids.
AUGGGGUUCAGGUUAAGUUUCAACACUGGAUCACUAAUAUUGAUAUUGGUAUCAUUUGUGUUUCUAUUAUUGGCAACUAUAAGUUCACCGGUAGUUACUACAUUCAACCUUGGUAAAACAGCUAGUCAUACUUAUGGAGUAUUUGGUUAUUGUACAGAUAAUAAUAAUGAUUGUUCCUCAGCCGCAUAUCCACUAACCCUCAGUUCUGUUGAUGACAGUUCAUCUAAUUGGACGAUGAGUGGGUCCACUAGAGACACAUUGGCUAAGAUUUUUAUAUUAACUCCAAUUGCACUUGGUUUUAACUUUAUUUUAUUGGUUUUGGUGUUGGGUUCACAUUUUGGAAACAGAGCUGUUGUUUUAAUUGCACUUGGUGUCAAUAUCAUUUCAGCUAUAUUGUCGAUUAUCAGUUGUAUUGUGACCAUAUUGGCAUUUUAUCCAAAUUUAGCAUGGACUGGAUGGAUAUUGAUUGGGUCUGCUGCUGCUAAUCUUAUUUCAAUCAUUUUACUCAUCCUCACUUUAACAACUUUGAGAAACGAUGAUGAUGAUGAUGAUGAUGAUGGUGAAGGUGACGAUAAUGACAAACAUGGAUUUGGAACUUACAACAACUACAACAAGAUUGAUGAUAAGUUCAAUCAUAUUCAAACAUCAACAUUCAAGAGUCCAAAUAGUACUAGUUCGAUUGAUAAUGACUAUGAUUAUAAACCAUCAUAUAAUAGCAACACUUCAUUUGGGACACCAGCAAAUCAGGGCGCCAAUGGACCAAAUACUCGUUAUAAUGGUCAUGCAGCCAUUGCCGCAGCAUCUGCUGCCUCCUUGGCAAAUUCAAAUACCGUACCAACAGGAGCACCAGCACAAAGAACAGGCACUGGGACCGGGUCAUUUACAAGUAAUUCAUCCUCAACUUAUCAAAUGAAGCCGCAAACAGCUAAUGAUUUUACUGAAAUGGGCAAUCGUAACAACACAAGUGGCUCAUUAGUUGGUGCUGGAGGAGGAUAUAAACCUACGACAGGCGCACCUUAUCCUACUACUCCAGGAGCAGCCAACACUAACAAUAGCAAUGCUGCUUUCUCAAGAAGUGUAUUUGAACAUCAUCCACAAGUUGAUGGUCACAGACCAUUUACUGAAAUGGAUGACGAUUUUGAUGAUGAAGAGGACUUGAAUGCCGGUAGAACCAAUGUUAUUGUAACUACCAAUGACUCUGACGAAGAUUCUGAUUUCACCAGUGUCUCUCAAAGACCACCAAACCCUCAAUACAAUAAUCAAUAUGGCCCUGCUCCUCAACAUACACAACAGCAUUACCAAAGUACCCCAUAUGCUAAUCUGCAACAGUAUCAACCACUAAGUCAGCAAUUGAAUCUGCAAGCUGCCCCUACACAAGGCCACUUACAUCCGCUGUAUCAACCUAUCCCUAAUCAGUAUGCACCACCACCUCAACAGCACCAACAACAGCCGUACAGGCCAAUGAAUUAUGGUCCACCAUACCCCCAACCUCAGCCACAACAACCAGGUUACUCUAGGCCGACCAUUUCUGACAAUGUUUUGAGCAACAAUCCUGAUUUCAAUUUUGCUAGAGGCGUACAACAAAAUAAGAGAAAAGUUGCUCCAGGAUUUGUACCUGUCGCCGCUAGAUAUGGAAACAACAACAGAGGGGGGGCUCCUAAUAAUGCCAGUGCAUUAAUGGGAAGAAAUGGUCCUGGUACCACUGACACUCAAGCUAGAGGUGGACCAUAUGGGUUAACUAGGUAA